Molecule: messenger RNA, 3129 nt
Organism: Porites lobata
Lineage: Eukaryota; Metazoa; Cnidaria; Anthozoa; Scleractinia; Poritidae
Source: the annotation of a GenBank genome assembly
AUGUGGGUCUAUCCAAGGCCGCAGUUUUGGUUCGAACAGCUCGUUGUAAAUGGUUACCAAGAUCAUCCGUGGCGUGAGCAGUUCAGAGUGAGCAGAGAUACUUUUGAACACAUCUGUGGACUCGUUGGCCCUGAGCUGGUGUGACAGAACACAAUUCUUCGCCAAGCUAUCUCCAUAGAGAAUAAUAAUAAUAAUAAUCCAUUUAUAUAGUGCCUUUUCUACACAAUUCAAAGGCGCUGUUGACAAAAAAUUAGAUAGAACUAAAAAGUAAAAAUUAAUCAUUAAAACUAGACGCUAACUACAAAGUAGAUAAAUGUACACAAUAGAUAAAAAUCAGAUAACAAAUAAAAAACGUCACGAUUCAUAAGCUCGCAUAAAAAGGAAUGUUUUAAGUUUGCGUUUAAAAUCAUCAAUUGAGUUUGCAGAUUUAAUAUCCUCAGGUAAGUUAUUUCAAAGUUCCGGAGCAGCAACAUCAGGAUCUAAGAUUGCGGCUGGAUGUAUACAAUUGGAGCUCGAUUAUGUAGUACUUGUAAGUAAUUAACAUAAUUUUAAAUUCAAUACGAAAGGCGACAGGGAGCCAGUGAAGAUCCCUCAGGACUGGAGUAAUAUGGCAAACUCUUGGACACUGGUUGACAAGGCGAGCAGCAGAAUUUUGAACAUGUUGAAGCUUCCGAAUAAGAUAGGAUGGUAGGCCGUACAAUAAAGAAUUACAAUAAUCAAGUUUAGAAACUACGAAGGCAUGAAUAAUGAUCUUUGCAGCAUCAUAAGGAAGAUAUUUGUGUAUGAAACCAAUGUUCCGAAGAUGGAAAAAGGACGAUUGACAGACUGCAUUGACAUGAGGUACCAUACAAAGGGACUGAUCAAAGAUAACUCCAAUAUUGCGUUCACUGGGGGAACAGGAUACAGUCUCAUUACAUAUAUCAACAGAAGAUAGUGGUGGCCGAGGUCGAUAGCCAGAGGAUAUUACGAGAACUACGGACUUGUCUUUAUUUAAUUUCAGCUUGUUAGAAAGCAUCCAUGCGUCCAUGUCCCGAACACAGUUUACCAAUUUGGCAUUACUCAGAUUCAUAUCAGACACAGACGACGUCCUGAACGUAAUAUAUAGCUGAGUGUCAUCAGCAUAAAAGUGAUAGAACAUUUGAUGACGUCAAGCAAUCUCGCCAAGAGGGGAUGUGUACAUUGAAUAUAACAACGGGCCAAGAACGGAUCCCUGCGGUACACCAAACUCAAGAAUAUGAAAAGCAGAGCACACACCAUUAACCUCCACAAACUGUGUACGAUCAGAAAGAUAUGAUCGAAACCAUUCCAAUACAGUUCCAGUAAUUCCAAAGAGAUUGGACACUCGCGAAAGGAGCAUACCAUGAUCAACAGUAUCAAAUGCAGCUGAAAGAUCGAGAAGUAUCAGGAUAACUGAAUUAUGUUGAUCCAUUGCCAUGGCUAUGUCAUUGUGGACUCUAAUAAGAGCUGUCUCUGUACUAUGGUUUCUCUUAUAGGCCGAUUGAUAUGUUUCACCAAGGUCAUUAAUAUCUAAGUAUUAAAUCAGCUGUUUAGCAACACAUUUUUCAAUAGUUUUGGAUAUGAAACGAAGAUUAGAAAUAGGCCUAUAGUUCUUGAAGUCGUUCGAAUCCAGAGAGGGCUUUUUGAGCAAUGGCUUAAGUAUAGCUUGUUUAAGUAUUCCAGGCAUCCGACUAGUUUCCAAGGAAAGGUUGACAAUCUUGUGUAUUACUGGGAGAAUAGAAGGAAACAGACAUUUAAGUACACGACAGGAACAGGAUCUAACUCACAGGACUUAGGGGUAGUUGAGCCGAUAAUACUCAAGAGUUCAUCCGGUGGAACAGUCGAAAACAUGUUCAGUUGACAGCCUGUAGUACCGUUAUCUGCAGCAGUAUCCAAAGGUGGGACUUGAUCAAGGUCACGACGGAUUCUUCUGAUCUAGUCACCAAAGAAUAGAACAAAAUCAUUAGCCAAAGAAGAUGAGGAAUCAUGCUUUGGGUACUUCGCCUCAUGACAUCGAUGAAGUAGUUUACUAAAAACUGCGAAAAGCGAUCUCAUGUUAGACUGAUUCUCAGCAACUAGAUUUGAAUAAUAGUUAGUUCUUGAUGAAGAUAGCAAGUCCUUAAGAACUUUACAUUGACGCGUGUAAGCUUCACGAUCCCGCAUAGAACGGGAAGCACGCCACCGUCGGUCAAGCCGUCUUUUUCCCCUCUUUUCAGACUUUAAUUCUUCUGAGUACCAAGGUGCCGCUGGGCGAAUAGUAACGGUAAGCUUCUUAAUGGGAACAUGUCUGUUAAAGAUUCCAGAUAGCUCAGAAUCAUAAAGUGCAACUAGAUCAUCAAGUUUAUUUGGCUGAUCACUGAUGAGGGAAGAGCUUCGAGUGUCACUGAGGAAAAGAUCGAUAUCAAAAUUCUUAAAACUACGAUAGAUAAUUUGUUUCUUUGUAAACAAAGGUUUCUCCAUGGACAAAGCACAAUUAACAACAAAAUGGUCAGACAAAGCCGCGUCAUGAAUAGAAACAGAUGUAACUAAUUGAUCAUCAUCUCUUGUCAUGAGGGGAUCCAAUAUGUGACCAGCACGGCGAGUAGGAGAACAUACAUGUUGCUUCAAAUUAAAGGAGUCAAUGAGAGCUAGAAAAUCCUGUGAAGAUUUAUCAAGGUUAUUGUCAAAGUGAAGAUUAAAGUCACCGGUAAUGAGGAGGCUAGAUGAAUCCGUGACAUAUUGUUAUAGAAGCGGGUUGCCGUUGCUCUUUGGAGAUUAGCUACUGGGAAUUCAUAUAGAACCGUCGGGCUAACCUUUGGAAUCAGUCGAUGCACUGCUAUGAAUGUAAAGGACGAAUUCUGCACUGCCUUGUUGCGAAGAGCGAACGACUUUAUGAAAUUUCUUAAGACCGAGGCCACAACUAGGCAAACCAUACAGGAAUUUCAGGACAUUAGGCGUUUCCCUCAGGUCGUAGGCGCACUUGAUGGGUCCCAUAUUCCAAUCAGGCCGCUCAAAGAAGACUCAAACGAGUAUGUUAAUCGGAAAAGCUUCCACAGCAUCGUUUUGCAGGGAGUUGCUGGUGCUAAUGGCAAGUUUUUGCAUGUGAGUACUGGCUAUGGAGGAAGUAUCGCGAUGCUCGCGUGCUACGAAUGA